Molecule: messenger RNA, 1309 nt
Organism: Ipomoea nil (Japanese morning glory)
Lineage: Eukaryota; Viridiplantae; Streptophyta; Magnoliopsida; Solanales; Convolvulaceae
Product: probable LRR receptor-like serine/threonine-protein kinase At3g47570
Exons: 2
Coding region: 1-1197 (398 amino acids)
Biological process (GO): protein phosphorylation
Molecular function (GO): protein kinase activity; ATP binding
Source: RefSeq, a predicted model, not a curated record
AUGUCACUGUAUACAAAUACUGUGUCAUCACCUGAUGAAGAUUCCCAUCUUGCCCAUGAUCAAACUACUCGUGUAUCCAGGGAAAGAUCUAAUUCAAACUUUUUGCUUACAACUAUUGGUGAUGGAAUUGUGGUGCCUUCACCCUCAUCAACCUCUUUUGGGUUCCCAUCUACAAUUGAGACUAGGAGGAAAUCCUUUAAGCUGCCCAUCACUGAAAAGUUUUUCAGGAUCUCUUACAGCCACUUGCAUAAGGCGACUGAAGGUUUCUGUUAUAAAAAUUUGAUUGGUUCUGGAAGUUUUGGCACUGUUUAUAGAGGAAAACUUGAGCAAGGUGGGGAACAAACUUUUGCGAUAAAGGUUCUUGACCUUCUAAAAAAUGGUGCUUCAAUGAGCUUUCAUUCUGAAUGUGAGGUAUCACGAAACAUACGCCAUAGAAAUCUUGUUCCAAUUUUGACAUGCUGCUCAAGCUAUGAUUUUGAUGGUAACGAAUUCAAAGCUCUAGUUUAUAAGUUUAUGGAAAAUGGGAAUCUUGAUACGUGGUUGCAUACACAUUCUGCCGGAAGAACAAAUGUUCUGACUCCUCUUCAAAGGUUAAACAUUGCUAUUGAUGUAGCUUCAGCAUUGGAUUAUCUUCACAAUGAUUGUGAACCACCCGUUAUUCAUCGUGAUUUGAAACUGAGUAAUAUUUUUCUUGACAAGGACUUAACUGCUCAUGUUGGAGAUUUUGGAUCAUCAAUGUUUUAUGCACCAACAAUUGAAGAUUCAUCUAGUACUGUCAGAUUAAAUGGGACCAUAGGCUACGUUCCACCAGAAUAUGCGACGAGCACAAAUGCAUCAACAUUUGGAGAUAUAUAUAGUUAUGAAAUUCUUUUGCUGGAAAUGUUCUCUGCAAAGCGACUCACGGAUUUAUUCAAUGAUGAAUGUAGUCUCUAUGAGUAUGUAGCAUCAGCAUUGCCAGAGCAAGUGAUGAAGAUAGUAGACCCAUUGCUUCUAACAUACCUAGAAAGAAACCAUGGAUGGGAUAAAAUGUUGGACAGUGAUGGAAAUUUGCUGAAAAUUAAAGAGAGCGAGAUGCAUACUUUCUUUUUCUCCAUCUUCAAAAUCGGGCUCUCUUGUGCUUCUACAUCCCCAUUGGAUGGAAUACUUAUGAAAGAUGUUAUCAUCGAGUCAGAAAGUCAAAAAGAGCUUCUUGUAUAAGAACAAGCAAACACCUUCUGUUGCAUAGAAUAUCUCCAGAUUUUUGUAUUGAGAUUGUACUUUCCCAGGAUUCAUCUUUUGUUUUGAUUUGUGAAUAUCGUAAUAUCAAGUU